This is a messenger RNA of Daktulosphaira vitifoliae (grape phylloxera), 1195 nucleotides long. RefSeq lists its product as uncharacterized. NCBI's taxonomy places the organism in Eukaryota, Metazoa, Arthropoda, Insecta, Hemiptera, Phylloxeridae. Bases 362 to 1099 code for a protein of 245 amino acids. Gene Ontology annotation, molecular function: sequence-specific DNA binding. The transcript has 3 exons. The record is from RefSeq and is a predicted model, not a curated record.
UUAUACCACAGAAUAGAUUAAACCAGAAGUGACACUCUUAGUUUUUGCUGAUAACAAGCUUAUGUCGCUCAGUGUUGCCACUUAAGAAAAAAAAUGUAUUCCCUUUUUUCUUUACAUACGGUCACAUUGUUCAACACCAUUAUUAAUGGUUUGUUUGUAAACACAAUGUUUAUAAACAUGGUUUAUUGGUAAACAAACCGCCUACACAUGUCAUAAAUCUGUAGCGACGCACUGAUCAUUCGUGAAUUGUGGUUUGUCUGCGCUUCAUGUGUGUUGUGUUCCGUUCACCGUUGUUGUGAGUUUUGCUAUUAUAUUUUGACUAGUGAUUAUCACUUGCUGUAGUUUUAAUUUUUCAAUUGCAAUGGACUACUUUUUAACUGCAAAACGAAAAAUACUUAAAUGUUCAAUAAAAAACUGCAAAAGUUUAGAAGUAGAUCCGGCAUUAGUAAGUCAUUUUUCUUUUCCUAAGGAUCCUUCUAGGUGUGAAGUUUGGAUUGACAAAUAUGGAUUGUCCCAUCUCAAAGGAAUUGAUGCAGCAGUUUUGAACAAAAAUUAUCGGUUGUGUUCAUUGCAUUUUGAAAACUGUAUGUUUCGAAAUGAAAAACAGAACCGUCUUAGACCUGAUGCUAUUCCAACGUUAUUUGAAGAUGCACUAUUAAACAAAGAGGAACAGGCUGUUGAAACUAUUGCUGAUAAUGAUAAUGAAACAGUGGAGUGCUUGCCAUCAUGUUCAACACCUGAUACAUCCUCUGCCUAUUCAACGAUAUCUGUGUCGGAUGUAUCCACUUCGACAUCAGUAGAAAUGAGUUCUACCCAUUGUCAAACUCCAUCAUCUCUAACAGAUCGAACUCCACGGAAAAUGUCACUUAGGAAAGAGCUCUUCGCAGAAACAAAAAGAAGAAAAGAACUGGAGUCAGUAAUAAGUUGUAAUCCUGAACUAGCUGAAGAUUAUUCCAUCAUGACCUGUCUGAAAGUCUGUGAAAAAUACUGCUCACCAACUAUAUGUCUAUUGGUGAAAUCACAAAUUGAAAAUAAAAAUCGAAAACCAAAAGAAUAUAGGUAUUCAAAUGAAAUCAAACAAUUAGCUCUUAAUAUAUAAAAUAUUAAAAUAGGAAAUUGUCUAUUUCAACUCAUCUAUAAAUUAUUUAUUUAUGUAUAUGAUAUUUGUAAAUUAUUGUAAUAUAUGUUUUAAAUA